AUGAUCGCACCUCCUCUGGCUGUCCAGGACCCGAACGAAGGCAACAUCGGGAACCAGCCGCUGGAGUUCAUUGUCAAGCUGCGAGGGCCUCCGUGCAGCCGUCUUCGGCUCCCCACUCCAUUUUCAAGAGUGAUGGAGGUUGAGCAGCCGCCGGGGCUGAGGCUGCACAUGAGGGGCUGCAGUAAUGGCAGCAUGCAGGCGGACAUGGAGUUCCCUGCCCCUCAUGUCAUGCUUCUCCGGCGUGGUUGGAAGACCUUUGCUCGUGCACACAGCUUGGCGGGCGGGCACGUUUUCCAUUUCAAGUUAAUGGAUGCGACCCCGCUCUCUGUCAAAGUCUUUGGAUGCUCAGGAGCUCGCUUAUGGUGCUGCGCGGAGAGCUCGACCGAUGAAGAAAGCUCCUCCUCAAGCGAUAGUGAUGAGGAGGGCAGUGACGGUGAUGACGACGGCACGGACGGGGAGGACAACGGCUCCGACACCGGCUGA
Messenger RNA from Aegilops tauschii subsp. strangulata, 483 nucleotides. Lineage: Eukaryota; Viridiplantae; Streptophyta; Magnoliopsida; Poales; Poaceae. The record is from RefSeq and is a predicted model, not a curated record.